AUGGCAGCAACCCCCGCACCGAACACACCAGUGAAAACGGAGGAUGAACAGCUUGGGGAUUCUCUAGAAGCUGGCAACUCGGGUGACACGCGUAAUGGAAAGAUUGUAGCCGCGCCAAUCGAUCCCGAGUCGGACGAGGAUGUGCCGGUUGAGGCCGAAGAGCUUCAGGAAGCUCUUGCACGGCCGCCGCCCGUCAACAGCAGCUACCUCCCCCUUCCCUGGAAAGGUAGACUGGGUUAUGCCUGCCUGAAUACCUAUCUUCGUUACUCAAACCCACCCGUUUUCUGCUCCCGCACUUGCCGCAUAGCUUCAAUUCUCGAGAACCGACAUCCGCUUGCAGACCCCUCACAACCGCCUCAUGCCACAAAAAACCGACCGGACCAGUCACAACCGCCUGAUGUCGCGAGAGGCCAAGCGUACGUGGAGGCUUUGGGGUUAGCGAAUGCUCGUGACCUGCUGAAGCUGAUACGUUGGAACGACCGGUAUGGAAUCAAAUUCAUGCGCCUCAGCAGUGAGAUGUUUCCGUUUGCAAGUCACAAAGAAUACGGUUAUAAGCUAGCACCCUUUGCCUCCGAGGUGCUGGGCGAGGUUGGACGUCUCGUGGCAAAGCUUGGCCAUAGGGUGAGCGUGCAUCCAGGCCAGUUCACUCAGAUAGGGUCUCCUAGAAAGGAAGUCUUGGAGAAUUCGAUCAGGGACUUAGAGUACCACUCGGAGUUGUUGCAGCUGCUUAAAUUGCCUCCGCAGCAAGACCGUGACGCAGUGAUGAUCCUCCACAUGGGCGGUGUCUUUGGCGAUAAGGAGGCGACCCUGGAUCGGUUCCGCGAAAACUACCAGAAACUUUCGCAGGACAUCAAAAAUCGCCUGGUGUUAGAGAACGACGAUGUGAGCUGGUCAGUGCAUGAUCUGCUCCCUAUAUGCGAGGAGUUGAAUAUACCGCUGGUUUUGGACUACCAUCAUCACAACAUCAUCUUCGAUUCCUCUCAGGUUCGUGAAGGGACUUUGGAUAUCAUGGGUCUCUAUGACAGGAUCAAGGCUACGUGGGCAAGAAAGAAUAUCACACAGAAAAUGCACUACUCUGAGCCUACGUCUGCCGCCAUCACCAAUCGUCAGCGUCGGAAGCACAGUGACCGCGUCCGGGUUCUCCCUCCCUGUGAUCCUGCCAUGGACCUGAUGAUUGAAGCCAAAGAUAAGGAGCAGGCCGUUUUUGAGUUGAUGAGGACGUAUAAGCUUCCGGGACAUGAGCUCUUCAACGAUAUUCUGCCUUAUGUCCGCACCGACGAGAAUAAGCCGUUCAAGGCGCCGCGGAAGUCGAAGAAGAAGAACGGCGAUUUCGUCGACCUCGAAGCCCAGGUGCCGCCUCCCAAGACUGUGCCUGAAGAAGAAGUCGGUAUGGGCGGUCCUGAGCGCAGGGUCUAUUGGCCGCCGGGAAUGGAAGAAUGGCUCAGGCCGAAGAAGAUCGUACGGACCAAAGCGCUCAAAACUCCCAAGUCGUCCAAGAAGGCUCCACCGCCCGAGGCAGAUGUCGACGUUGAUGCUGCUCCCGCUACGCCCAGCACCCCUACAAAGUCUGCCAAAGCCGCUGAACGGCCAUCAACUACGAAGAAGCGAGUUAGCAGAAAGCGCAAAGCCUCGCCUGAUCCAUCUACCCCAUCAGCGUCUGAUGUUGAACCUUCUGAUGAUGCUAAGCCGGCCAAAUCGCGGGCUAAAACUGAUGGAGUUCGUCGGAGUCGACGAACGACCACGGUUAACUAUGCGGAAGACAGCGAAUCUGCUGCCCUCUAUUUACAUCAUCUUAUCAAUUUUCGCCCCUCCCUCGACUCAACCGUCUCGAAUUUCACGAGCGCCAUGGCGCCAGCCAGCUGCGACAUCCUCGGGGUCGACUAUGAGAAAGAGUAUCUGCAAAAAAUGGACCAGGUCACCACCAAAAUGGCCGGGGCCUUGGGCUUCAAGGACACUGCCGGACUCUGGGACCUGUAUUUUAAUGACAGCUCCACUCGAGCCAUCCUAGAUGCUUGGCUCGACGUACGGGAUAACAAGUUUGGAAGGCCACAACUCAAGCCUUCCUACAUGACCUUGCGCCCGGCUGUGGUCAAUAAGGCGUUCGACCAUGCCGUUCACUCCAUAAUAGCCGGCCCGCAACAACCAGCUAUCGGAUUCGGCACCAACGGCAUUGACGAGAAGUCGCUCGCACCCCUCACUUGCCUCUGGUUCUCGGUGCAACUGAUCAAAGCGAAGCCGGAUCUCUUCUCUCGAACCCGGAUCGACGGUUUAACGUUCCACCCGGACCCAUACGACAUGACGCAUGCCUAUAAAUUGCUAUCAUGGAUCUACCGGAAGAAGAAGGGAAGCAAAAUUCCCAUCCGGAAACCCCAUGCUGUUGCGGCCGAGUCACCGGUCUACUUCCUUGACGCCAUCCGUGAAGCCACUACAGUGGGACCGGAUCGCUCGGUUGAAGACUUAUUUGGAAUGACCUCACUCGAAGCAAGUCGAGCCGCAGAGAAUGCGGUAGCAGUGGCUAGCGCUGAUCGUGACGACGAUGCUGUCAAGACUCCUAAGCUCAAUGUGUUCGAAGAGAUUGUGAACGCGGUCUACAGCGGACAAUCGGGAAGGAAUGUUGACGCCCCACGCCCCUGUCUACCUAUCGAUCGCUUGAAUCUCUUGAAGCAUCUCAUGGAAAUGGAUCGGUUCAAGGAUGAUUGCAUCUCAUGCGAGGAUAUUUCUUCUGAGUUGAUUCCAACUACUACUAUGAGUGGGAGACUUGACCCUGUUUCAUCAGAGUCAGUCUCAAAUACCGCUCCAAUUUCCCUGGCAUUGGACCUCCUCCUGAAAGGUCUAAAAGGUUCGACCACCAUCGGCCCAGGCAUUCCCGCUUGUCAAAUAUCUACGAUUGAGCUCGUCAAUCCAGAACGAAUCCAAGCAAUUCACGACAAGCGUUAUGCCCAGCUGAUUCCGGAUCUGCAACCCGCCAUAGUCAGGCUUGGUGACGGAAGCCACGCGCAUAGGUGCGCCACCCUGCGCCUCUGCCUACUAGCAUUUUCCACAAGACUCGACCAGUUUGUGUCACGCAUCAACGCCGAACACGACCUAGUCGACAAGCUUCGUGACUACGCAAAGAAAGAGGACCGAGGCUUUGCGUUAUUCUACGCUAGCACCACGCUAGACCCGGCCGUGCCUAUGCCCUCGAUCCCUUCCCUGCAAGCAUCCUAUCUUGCGAUGGAUGCCCCGAAGCUGAGAUAUUUAUUCAAAAUUUUGCACGACGAAGGUGCUUUUGAGACGACAUCCACACGCCGCCCCCGUUUCAUGGUCAUUGCCAAUUGGCAACCGGUACUGUGGAUGACGGAGAUGUUCCUCAACUCACUUUCGAUACCAUUCGUCACUGUAUGGUUCUCGCCAUCCAUGACGACAAAGGAACGCAGAGAGGCUAUCAAACCUUUCGCGUCAUCAAAGAGCCGCUGUCAAAUCCUUCUUACGAAUUUCAACGUCAAGCUCGAAGCGCUCAACCUUCACAAAAUCUGCUCGCGGAUGAUUAUCAUGGAGCCACCGCCAGACCUGCAAAGAGUAUUCGAAGCCAUCGGCAGUAUUCAUCGCGUCGGCCAGAAAGAACGCCAGCGGGUCUGGCUUCUUUUCCAAAACCGCACGUUCAAUCGCCGGAUGGAGGCUCUUAGCACGCGCAAUGCACUGCCUUGGAUAGCUGAGCAGAUGGAGAAAAGCAAGGCCAUGACCGAAAAGGUCAACAAGAAAUCUGCGGAAUUGGAACUUUCGCGUGUGCUUGGAAGGUCCCGCCGGUUCUCGGAAUUUGCGGACUGGAAUGUUUUAGAGCAUUGUGAUUGUCAAUCAAGUGAUUUUAAAUCACCAACCUUAACUCAUCAAAAGCGCCCAGCAUCUUUUCCGCGGCGGCAGUCUGUAAAAAGGGGGAAGUUAUUGUGA
Aspergillus mulundensis is the source of this 3927-nucleotide messenger RNA. RefSeq names its product UV-endonuclease UVE-1. Gene Ontology annotation, biological process: response to UV; nucleotide-excision repair; mitochondrial DNA repair. The coding region runs from base 1 to 3927 and encodes 1308 amino acids. Gene Ontology annotation, molecular function: endonuclease activity. NCBI's taxonomy places the organism in Eukaryota, Fungi, Ascomycota, Eurotiomycetes, Eurotiales, Aspergillaceae. The record is from RefSeq and is a predicted model, not a curated record. Gene Ontology annotation, cellular component: mitochondrion; nucleus. The transcript has 4 exons.